GGGGCGGUCUUGGGCUGUCAGCUUCUGAAGAGGAGGAAGCUACGGGCGGCGCGCUGUGUGAGGGGCGGGACCCGGAGGCCUGCGGAGGGUCGGGCGGCCGAGGCCGGGCCAUGCGGGCGUCCCGGGGCGCGGGUCCGCUGGGGCGGGUGGCGGCGGCCGCCGCUGUGCUGCUGCUGCUGAGCUGUGUGGGGCCGGCGCGCGGCUCCGAGGACAUCGUGGUGGGCUGCGGGGGCUUCGUCAAGUCGGACGUGGAGAUCAACUACUCGCUCAUCGAGAUAAAGCUGUAUACCAAGCAUGGGACUUUGAAAUACCAGACAGACUGUGCCCCUAACAAUGGUUACUUUAUGAUCCCCUUGUAUGAUAAGGGAGAUUUCAUUCUGAAGAUCGAGCCUCCUCUAGGGUGGAGUUUCGAGCCUACCAACGUGGAGCUGUAUGUGGAUGGCGUCAGUGACAUCUGCACAAAAGGCGGAGACAUCAACUUUGUGUUCACCGGUUUCUCUGUGAAUGGAAAGGUUCUCAGCAAAGGGCAGCCCCUGGGUCCUGCAGGAGUCCAAGUGUCGCUGAGGAACACGGGGACCGAAGCCAAGAUCCAGUCCACAGUCACCCAGCCUGGUGGAAAGUUUGCAUUUUUUAAAGUUCUUCCUGGAGAUUAUGAAAUCCUUGCGAGUCACCCAACUUGGGCAUUGAAAGAGGCGAGCACCACCGUCCGGGUGACCAACUCCAACGCCAAUGCUGCCGGGCCCCUCAUAGUAGCUGGCUACAACGUGUCUGGCUCUGUCCGCAGUGAUGGGGAACCCAUGAAAGGGGUGAAGUUCCUUCUUUUUUCUUCUUUGGUGACCAAAGAGGAUGUCCCGGGCUGCAGCGUCGCACCUGUGCCCGGCUUCCAGCCCCACGAUGAGAGUCUCGUCUACCUAUGCCACGUGGUCUCCAGGGAAGAUGGCUCGUUCUCCUUCUAUUCCUUGCCGAGUGGAGGCUACACCGUGAUUCCCUUCUAUAGAGGGGAGAGGAUUACCUUUGACGUUGCUCCUUCCCGACUUGACUUUACAGUGGAACAUGACAGCCUGAAAAUUGAGCCGGUGUUCCACGUCAUGGGGUUCUCUGUCACGGGGAGGGUCUUGAAUGGACCCGAAGGAGAAGGUGUCCCAGAGGCCGUGGUCACCCUGAAUAAUCAGAUCAAAGUCAAAACAAAAGCUGAUGGCUCCUUCCGUCUGGAGAACAUUACAACAGGGACCUACACCAUCCACGCUCAGAAAGAACACCUCUACUUUGAAACCAUCACUAUCAAGAUCGCCCCAAACACACCUCAGCUGGCCGACAUCAUCGCCACAGGAUUCAGUGUCUGUGGCCAGAUAUCAAUCACCCGCUUCCCUGACACCGUCAAGCAGAUGAGUAAAUACAAAGUUGUCCUGUCGUCUCAAGACAAGGACAAGUCUUUGGUUACCGUAGAGACAGAUGCUCAUGGAUCAUUUUGUUUUAAAGCAAAACCAGGAGCCUACAAAGUCCAGGUGAUGGUUCCUGAGGCCGAGACCAGAGCGGGGCUGACGCUGAAACCCCAGGCCUUCCCUCUGACUGUGUCUGACAGGCCUGUGAUGGACGUGGCCUUUGCACAGUUUUUGGCAUCCGUUUCUGGAAAAGUCUCUUGUUUGGAUACCUGUGGCGACUUGCUGGUCACCCUGCAGUCCCUGAGCCGCCAGGGUGAGAAACGCAGCCUUCAGCUCUCUGGCAAGGUCAACUCAAUGACUUUCACAUUUGACAGCGUGCUCCCUGGAAAAUACAAGAUAAGCAUCCUACAUGAAGACUGGUGCUGGAAGAACAAGAGUCUGGAAGUGGAAGUCUUGGAGGACGACGUGUCCGCCGUUGAGUUCAGGCAGACGGGCUACAUGCUGAGAUGCUCCCUCUCUCACGCCAUCACUCUGGAGUUUUAUCAGGAUGGAAAUGGACCUGAGAAUGUGGGGAUUUAUAACCUCUCCAAAGGAGUCAACCGAUUCUGCCUGUCCAAGCCCGGUGUGUACAAGGUGACCCCACGCUCCUGCCACCGGUUUGAGCAAGCCUUCUACACCUACGACACGUCUUCACCCAGUAUCUUGACGUUGACAGCCAUCCGCCACCAUGUCCUUGGAACUAUCACCACUGACAAAAUGAUGGAUGUCACUGUGACUAUCAAGUCUUCCAUUGACAGUGAGCCCGCCUUGGUCCUAGGCCCUCUGAAGUCUGUGCAGGAGCUGCGGCGGGAGCAGCAGCUGGCCGAGAUCGAGAGCCGCAGGCAGGAGAGAGAGAAGAACGGCAAAGAAGAAGGUGGAGAAGGCAGGCCCAAGCCCCCUGUGCAGGAGAUGGUGGACGAACUCCAGGGCCCCUUCUCCUAUGACUUCUCCUACUGGGCCCGGUCUGGAGAGAAAAUCACUGUGACCCCGUCGUCUAAAGAGCUGCUCUUCUAUCCCCCUUCCAUGGAGGCCACCGUGAGUGGAGAAAGCUGCCCAGGAAAACUGAUUGAGAUCCAUGGGAAAGCAGGGCUGUUUCUAGAAGGCCAGAUCCACCCAGAGCUGGAAGGAGUUGAAAUUGUCAUCAGUGAAAAGGGAGCAAGUUCUCCCCUGAUCACGGUCUUUACUGAUGACAAAGGUGCCUACAGUGUGGGCCCACUGCACAGUGACCUGGAAUACACCGUGUCCUCCCAGAAAGAGGGCUAUGUCCUGACUGCGCUGGAAGGCACCGUUGGAGACUUUAAGGCUUAUGCCCUGGCAGGUGUGAGCUUUGAGAUAAAAGCUGAAGAUGACCAGCCCCUCCCUGGGGUCCUCUUGUCCCUCAGCGGUGGUGUGUUUCGUUCCAACCUCCUGACUCAGGACAAUGGCAUUCUGACAUUCUCAAACCUGAGCCCUGGCCAGUAUUACUUCAAGCCCAUGAUGAAGGAGUUCCGGUUUGAGCCAUCCUCCCAGAUGAUCGAGGUGCAGGAGGGGCAGAACCUGAAGAUCACCAUCACCGGCUACCGGACUGCGUACAGCUGCUAUGGCACAGUCUCUUCUUUGAACGGAGAACCGGAGCAGGGUGUGGCCGUGGAAGCCAUGGGACAGGACGACUGUAGUAUUUAUGGAGAAGACACGGUGACUGAUGAAGAGGGCAAGUUCAGGUUACGUGGAUUGUUGCCGGGGUGUGUGUACCACGUUCAGCUCAAGGCGGAAGGCAACGAUCACAUCGAACGGGCCCUGCCCCACCACCGCGUGAUUGCGGUCGGGAACAAUGACAUCGAUGAUGUGAACAUCAUAGUUUUCCGGCAGAUAAAUCAGUUUGACUUAAGUGGAAAUGUGAUCACUUCCUCUGAGUAUCUUCCUACAUUAUGGGUGAAGCUAUACAAAAGCGAAAAUCUCGACAACCCGAUCCAGACCGUUUCUCUGGGCCAGUCUCUCUUCUUCCACUUCCCGCCGCUGCUCAGGGACGGCCAGAACUACGUCGUGCUCCUGGACUCCACGCUGCCCAGGUCCCAGUAUGACUACGUCCUGCCCCAAGUGUCUUUCACUGCCGCGGGCUACCACAAACACAUCACCUUGAUUUUCAACCCUACGAGGAAGCUGCCUGAGCAGGACAUCGCGCAAGGCUCCUACAUCGCCCUGCCCCUGACGCUGCUUGUCCUGCUGGCCGGCUACAACCACGACAAGCUCCUCCCCCUGCUGUUGCAGUUGACAAGUCGACUGCAGGGUGUCCGAGCUCUUGGUCAGACGACCUCUGACAGCAGUGGCCCUGAAGAUGCCAAGAGACAAGCCAAGAAACAGAAGACAAGGCGGACGUGAGGAGGAUGAGGGCGUGUUGGAACCUCACUCGGGACAGGUCAUGGCCAGGGCCUCCCGGCCCGGGCACCAGCGCAGUGUGGGACUCACUUUGUGGGUGCCAUCUGCCCACACGCCUCGGAGGGCGUAGCUGCCUGUUCCCGACCGGCCCAGCCCGGCCCCUCGGUGCAAUGUGAUGUCGGACCCUCCUGUCACUCUGCUGAGCACAAUUUAUUUUCUGAGUUGAAGAUAAUUUAUUAUUAUUAUUUUUGUCAAAGAAGUAUUUAAGCUGUGCUGGUGGCGUGAGAAUGUAAUUUUUAAUUUUCAGCAACAUGGGUUUAGAUCCUCCAAGGAAGUCCCUGUCGGAACUCCCUUCUUCUUUAAGUUCCCUUUGUCUCCAAGCUCCCUAUUGGCAAUUGCACAACCCGUAUCUACCGCUUGGAGAGAAUGUUAGGAGGUACACGUCAAUAAAAUUGCCCUUCAUUUGUGUUGUA
Molecule: messenger RNA, 4249 nt
Organism: Condylura cristata (star-nosed mole)
Lineage: Eukaryota; Metazoa; Chordata; Mammalia; Eulipotyphla; Talpidae
Product: nodal modulator 1
Exons: 31
Coding region: 111-3779 (1222 amino acids)
Cellular component (GO): endoplasmic reticulum membrane
Molecular function (GO): carbohydrate binding
Source: RefSeq, a predicted model, not a curated record